This is a messenger RNA of Trichophyton rubrum CBS 118892, 2532 nucleotides long. RefSeq names its product FACT complex subunit spt16. Lineage: Eukaryota; Fungi; Ascomycota; Eurotiomycetes; Onygenales; Arthrodermataceae. The transcript has 3 exons. Gene Ontology annotation, molecular function: nucleosome binding. Gene Ontology annotation, cellular component: FACT complex. The record is from RefSeq and is a predicted model, not a curated record. The coding region runs from base 1 to 2532 and encodes 843 amino acids. Gene Ontology annotation, biological process: positive regulation of transcription elongation by RNA polymerase II; transcription elongation by RNA polymerase II.
AUGCGAAAUGCUGCCAGGGCUUGUUCUGGUCUCAUGUCUGAAUAUUUCGUGGAUGAGAUGUCAGAACUCCUUGAUGAAGAAAAGAAAAUGAGCCAUAAAUCUCUUUCCGGCAAAAUCGAGGCUAAAAUCGAUGAUGCUAAGUUUUUUAAUAAGUUGGCGAAAUUGCCAACCGGUUUCGAUGCUCAGCAAAUCGAUUGGGCUUAUGGACCCGUUGUUCAGAGUGGUGGAAACUACGAUCUCAGAUUUUCCGCAACUCCCGAUGAUAAAAAUCUCUCUCCUGGUAUCAUCAUUGCAGGAUUUGGGAUUCGUUACAAAACAUACGCUGCAGCUAUUGCACGAACAUUUUUGGUGGAUCCUAGCAAGUCGCAAGAGGCUAACUAUGGCUUCCUUCUUGCUAUCUAUGAUGCAGUUGUGAAAGAUAUUCGGGAUGGAACCGUUGUUAAAGAUUUGUACAACAAAGCCUUAGGGAUGAUCAAAGCAAAGAAACCAGAGCUGGAGAAGCACUUUGUGCGCAACAUUGGUGCUGGAAUUGGCAUUGAGCUCCGUGAUGCCAACAUGCUCCUUAAUGGAAAGAAUACCAAGACUCUCAGAAGUGGCAUGACGCUUUGUGUGUCCAUUGGAUUCACUGAUGUCACCGACCCAGACCCCCAAGACAAGAAAAAUGCAAUAUAUUCGAUGGUGGUCACUGAUACAAUUCGCGUCGGUGAGAGUGGGCCACUCGUUUUUACCAAGGAUGCAGGAAUCGACAUGGACUCCGUCUCAUUCUACUUUGGUGAUGAGGAGGAAACUCAAAAGCCAAAAAAGAGCCAGGGCGAGAGCAACAGAAACAGCACUAUUGUCAGCAAGAACAUUAUUCAGACGAAACUUCGAGCUGAACGCCCAACACAGGUCAGUGAUGGCGCUGAUGUACGUCGACGUGAGCACCAAAAGGAGCUACAUGCAAAGAAGAAUAAGGAAGGUCUGGAGCGCUUCGCCGGUACCAAAGGAAACCAAAACGGCGUUGCACAGAAGACCUUCCAACGCUUCGAAUCGUAUAAACGAGAUAGUCAACUACCUUCUCGCGUCAAGGACUUGAUCAUUUAUGUUGACCAUAAAGCUGCAUCAGUUAUUGUUCCUAUCCUGGGACGCCCAGUUCCAUUCCAUAUUAACACUAUCAAGAACGCAAGCAAGAGUGACGAAGGAGAAUAUGCCUAUCUCCGUAUCAACUUCUUGUCCCCUGGUCAGGGUGUUGGAAGGAAAGAUGAUCAGCCAUUCGAGGAUGCAUCUGCACAUUUCGUGCGAAAUCUUACCCUUAGGUCCAAAGACCAUGAUCGUUUUGCUCAGAUUGCAAAGGAUAUAACUGAGCUUAGGAAAAAUGCUCUGAGACGAGAGCAGGUGAAGAAACAGAUGGAGGAUGUUGUGGAGCAGGACAAGCUCAUUGAAAUAAGAAAUCGCCGACCUAUUAAGCUACCAGACGUCUACCUCCGUCCACAAUUAGAUGGUAAGCGUGUGCCUGGAGAAGUUGAAAUUCAUCAAAACGGCCUACGUUACCUGUCCCCUCUUAGAAGCGACAAUGUUGACGUUCUGUUCAACAACGUCAAACAUUUGUUUUUCCAACCGUGCCAACACGAAUUGACUGUUAUUAUUCAUGUUCAUCUCAAGACACCAAUUAUGAUUGGAAAGCGCACUACCAGGGAUGUUCAAUUCUACCGUGAGGCUACAGACAUGCAAUUCGACGAAACUGGCAACAGACGACGAAAACACCGAUAUGGAGAUGAAGAAGAAUUUGAGGCUGAACAAGAGGAGAGAAGGCGCAGAGCUGCUUUGGAUAAAGAGUUCAAGGCCUUUGCAGAGAAGAUCUCUGACGCCGGAAAGGACGAAGGCGUUGAUGUUGAUAUCCCAUUCAGAGAAAUCGGUUUCACCGGUGUUCCUCACACUUACCGUUCCAAUGUUUUGAUCCAACCAACUACUGACGCAAUUGCUCAGCUAACUGAGCCUCCUUUCCUUGCCCUGACAUUGAGCGAAAUUGAAGUUGCGCACUUGGAGAGGGUACAGUUCGGCCUUAAAAACUUUGAUCUCGUCUUUGUCUUCAAAGACUUCCAUCGUCCACCAAUGCACAUCAACACCAUUCCAAUGGAGAAUCUUGAAGGAGUCAAGGAUUGGCUCGACUCUGUUGAUAUUCCUUUCAGCGAAGGUCCUCUCAACCUCAGCUGGGGUGCCAUCAUGAAGACUGUUACCAGCGAUCCAUAUGGCUUCUUCCAGGAUGGCGGCUGGUCGUUCCUGGGCGGUGACUCUGACUCCGAAGGAGAGGAUGAAGAAGAGGAGUCUGCAUUCGAGGUAUCUGACUCUGAAAUUGCAGCAGAUGAAAGCUCGGAGGAGGAGAGUGGCUAUGAUGAUGACGACGCUAGUGAUGAGAGCGAAGCUGCCAGUGAGGACGAGAGUGAUGAAGGUGCUGACUGGGAUGAAUUGGAAAAGGAGGCUAUUAGGAAAGACAAGGAGGCUGCUAGAGGAGGGCAUGAUGAUGGGGACAAGCCAAGGAAGAGAAAGCGUUAA